ACAUAAAUGGUAGACCUAGUGUGCUCAUAUUCUCCGUGCAAGGCAGUUGUGGGAACUGCAAUUGUGGAAGUCUGGGCUCACUCCGGAACACGUAGUGCUAAAAAUUAACUACCAACAAGUUCACAAAAUGGGAACUUUCACAAAAAUCCUAUUAGCUAGUAUAUGUGUUGCUUUCCUAGCUGUCAAGUGGACUGCACCCACUUUUGAUGCAGAAUCUCUCAGAGGUGCCAGGGUGUUGGUGACUGGGGCCAGUACGGGUAUUGGUGAACAAAUGGCAUAUCACUACGCCCGCUUUGGUGCCCAGAUAGUAAUUACAGCAAGGAGGGAGAAAGUGUUACAGCAGGUAGCAGAAAAGUGCCUGAGUUUGGGAGCCCAGAAAGCUCUCUACAUAGCAGCAGACAUGGCCAGUGAGUCAGAUCCCGACAAAGUCGUAGAUUUUGCUCUGGAAAAACUCGGAGGGUUGGAUUACUUGGUUCUGAAUCACAUUGGACCGAGCCCCUUCAGCAUGUGGGAGGGAGAUGUAGAGCACACCAAGUGGCUGAUGAAGGUCAAUUUCUUCAGCUACAUUCAGAUGGCUUGGAAAGCUUUGGCCUCCCUUGAACAAAGCAAAGGAUCACUGGUGGUUGUUUCAUCGCUUUUAGGUAAAAUGCCCAGUCCCUUCGUGGCACCGUAUACCUCAACAAAAUUUGCCUUGAAUGGUUUUUUCGGGGCCCUUCAGCAUGAGCUGGCGAUGAAGAAGAGCAAUGUGACCAUCUCUAUAUGUACACUGGGGCUCAUUGAUACUGAAUCAGCUAUGGAGAAAGUCAGUGGAGUCACAAGUGUACCAGCCUACCCUGCCACAGAUGCAGCCUUGAACAUCAUCAUAACAGGAGCUACGAGACAGCUGGAGCUCUUCUACCCUUGGUUCACCCACAUUUUGACUGUGAGCAAAGACUGGUUCCCUUCCAUCACAAACUAUGUCAUCCAGAACUCCUACAAUUACAACCCAUGAAAAAGAUUAAUUCUGUAAUUGAUAUAUUCCAUUACACAAAUUUAGACGUAAAGGUGCAUUAUACGACAUUCAGAACAUUAAAAUAGCAGCCAACAACUAUUUGCUAUGUAAAAGAUAUAUUGGAGUGAUGGCGUCCUGAGCAGAGAAUGAAGGCACACUCCGUGUGUGAAUGUUGGUAGCUGGGCCGGCUCAGGGUCCAUGUGAGUGCAUGUUAGUCCUUCUCUUUGAAACUGUUGGCCCUCUCCAUCCUCCCUCCCUUCGUGUUCAGGUCCCACUGGUUCGCUGCUGCUCUGCGCUGCACUGCCCACUAGCCAGGCGUGCACAGGAGAGCAGUGCUUAUAUGGCGGUGCUCAUACAGCGGUAACCCCUGAUAACACGAUCCGUACCCACAUUGGCUGGACAGCGCCAUUGCCAUUAACACCGUGCAGCACUGUUAGCCGCCGCCAUUUAGACUCAACCACCAAGUACACAUGUAGCAGAGUCGCCUCCAUGUGUGCUUGUGACGUCAGAGGUGAGAGCCGUUUGCAGGCAAUCAAUCCCGGCCCAGACUCUGAAUGUUGCAUAGAGCACCUUUAAUAUUCUAAUACAACCAGACGUUCUGUCCCAAACUUUCCAGGUAGAAAAUAAUGUUCCGAACAGCCAAAUGGUUCAGGUUACAAUAUGUUAAAAUAAAAACUAAUUAAUAGAAAA
Messenger RNA from Perca fluviatilis (European perch), 1681 nucleotides. It is a transcript of the gene hsd11b1la, whose product is annotated as hydroxysteroid (11-beta) dehydrogenase 1-like a. Gene Ontology annotation, molecular function: oxidoreductase activity. Gene Ontology annotation, cellular component: intracellular membrane-bounded organelle. The coding region runs from base 128 to 991 and encodes 287 amino acids. The record is from RefSeq and is a predicted model, not a curated record. The transcript is spliced from 6 exons. NCBI's taxonomy places the organism in Eukaryota, Metazoa, Chordata, Actinopteri, Perciformes, Percidae.